AUGCCAAGCCCGGCGCCAGAUGUGCCAGAGCAGGAUGGCGAGGGCCGCCCUUCGCUGCAGCAGUCGUCUGAUGGCGCCGAGGACGACGAGGACGUCUAUGGCGACCAAGAUGACGCGCAGUCCUUCAUCCAGCCGGCCAUGAGCCCCGUUGCAACGCGGCUUACAUCGCCCAGGACUCCCGCUGUCGAGAGGGCAGCAGCUAUGGACGACCUGCUCCCCGAGCGCGGACCGUUUGAAGCCCCGGGAGAUGGCGAGGCAGGCGGGUUUCACAUAAUAGACGAAGCCUCGCUCAAGAAUGGAACCACUGACUCGAGCCCCCUGAGCACCGCGAGUGAGCCCUUCGCCCCUCCUAGGCGCAGGACGACGGUGGGAACCUAUCCGGUGCACCAGCCCCAGGGGAGCUCUAUGCCAAUGCCAUGGCAGGCUGGACCGAAGACCUUUCUCAUUGACGAGCCGGCAAAUUCCAAGCCGGCGUCAUCCAUGUCGAACGUGUUUGGUGGUCCGUCGAGGGUCCAACGCUCCGCUUCAGCCGGUGAGAAUGCCCUGAAGAGGUUGUCCAAGGCCCUGCCGUCCAUCUCGAUCCCCACCGGCCUGAUCCCGAGCAUCCCCACGCCGUCUUUCUUUUCGUCGAGCUCGUCUCAGAAGGACGAGCCGGCAGCGCAGCCUCAAAAAUCAUCUCCGCAACUCAUGUCGGACCGCAUUGCGGCCAGAUGGGAAACGACUUGGGGAUACAUCAGUUCCGGCUACACAACCCCCAAUCCGUCUUCGCCGAAUCCCGGGACACCGCUGACCCCCGCCCCGUCGGCGAAAACCCCUGCCCUAAGGAAAUCAACGUCUGACGACUCUCUCCUAUAUCAGUCCCUUUCCCGUGUUUCGUCGUUUGGUGACGACAAUCGCUUCGUCAACGUUCGUGAGCAAGUCAAUUCGAGAAUCAAGGCCAUCAGGGACAGCUGGGAUGGCCCGUCAUUCAGGUUGCCCCAGUUUCAGAAUCUCCUGACUACGCCGCUGAAGAAGGCGGCCACAUCGUCGGCUGCCGAGCCGUCCCUAAAUUCAUCACGGUCCGGUUCCGUGCCGAAUGGCCCGCGUGCGCGCCGGGAUGACCUGCCCCCCCUAGAUUCCAUACUGGAAUCCUUGACCGGAGACGUUGUGGUCAUGGGAGGGUACAGGGGCUCGGUACUGCGAUCCUCGCAGCCCCCUUGCCGGCAGCUGUGGGUUCCCGUCAAGGUUGGACUCAAAAUCCGCAAGGUAAAUAUGGAAGUCGGACUCGACCCGGAAGAUGAAGAGACGAUGGAGCAGCAUAUUUUUCCCUCGGGGAUGCUGCAGAAUAUCGGCCCCGUGGACAUCUCGAAGCGCCUGUUCAAAAAGUUGAGAGAAUGCGAGAAUGCUCGCCAAGGUAAGCUGCGAGUGCACGAUUACGGUUACGACUGGCGGCUCAGCCCUCAUCUGCUCUCGCGUAAGCUAAACGAAUACCUCGAAAAACUGCCCUCGAACCAGCCAGGUACGCCAGCAGCACAGAGAGGCGCGCUGGUCAUCGCGCACAGUCUUGGCGGGUUGAUCACUCGCCACGCUGUAAAUCAGCGACCCGGGCUCUUUUCGGGCGUCGUGUAUGCAGGGGUACCGCAGAGAUGCAUCAACAUUCUCGGCCCGCUGAGAAACGGCGACGCCGUGCUCCUGAACGAGAAGGUGCUCACCGCGCAGGUGAAUUUCUCCUUACGGACCACGUUUAUCUUCCUGCCCGAAGACGGUUUCUGUUUCAUCGAUAAGGUGACAAAGGAGGAAUAUCCGAUCGAUUUCUACAACGCCGACGACUGGGUCAAAUACCGCCUCUCACCUUGCGUGUCGGAGCCGGCUCUGCCACCUUUGUCGCGGACCAGCACUUUCGGUUCCCUGCUGAAUUUGACCGAGUCACUGCCCAGCUUGCCUCUCCGGAGUCGGAGUAACAGCCAGCAGAAGAAAGCGCCUCUCGACGCAGCAGCUCACCAACACCGAAUGCCGGAGGCUAUCGGGAGAGAAGGGCACUUUACAUCGCCCUUGGUAGGGGGCGUAUCGUCGGCCGGCGGCAUUUCGUCCUUGUCUUCGACAGGAGCCUCCUCAACUCCCGCUAGCGCCGCCGUCAGCGCGGCCAUUCCCGGAGGCCCGGGCACAGCCGCCCAAGCGCGGUAUAUGCAGUACCUCAAAAGGACGCUUGCCGAGAUCAAGAGAUUCCGUUCCGAGCUGGCGCAUAACACGGAGCACCAAGACGCGAACGCGUACCCGCCGCUAGCGGUGAUCUACACCAAGGACAUCCCGACGGUGCAUGCGGCGCGGGUGGCCGGGCGCGAGGGCAUCGCCUGCGCGGACGCGUACGAUGAUCUGGUGUUUCGCAGCGGCGACGGCGUGGUGCUAGCGCGCGAGGCGAUGCUGCCGCCCGGGUACGAGUUGGCAAAGGAUGGCAGGAUCUGCUCGGACAGAGGACACAUCAGUCUGCUCGGGGACAUGUCUGCGGUGGGGAGGGCGCUGGAGGCGGUGGUGAGGGGGCGGAGGAAGGGAAUCGGGAUGGGCGCGGAGAGCGCGGCGGGAGGGAAGAGGACAUGGGCUGCUUGA
Lasiosphaeria miniovina is the source of this 2583-nucleotide messenger RNA. RefSeq lists its product as uncharacterized. Lineage: Eukaryota; Fungi; Ascomycota; Sordariomycetes; Sordariales; Lasiosphaeriaceae. The transcript is spliced from 2 exons. Bases 1 to 2583 code for a protein of 860 amino acids. Gene Ontology annotation, biological process: lipid metabolic process. The record is from RefSeq and is a predicted model, not a curated record.